GCGAAGCUCAAGAUACUGAAAUCCAACAAAAACGACACCAUUAGCUGGCGACGCAUUAUCCUUCAAUAUUAUUUCGCUUUUACCCAGGGUUGGCCCUCCGAUUCUGCCGCCGAAAUUCUUAUCGGCACCAGACCCAUUUCAGUCCUUCCCUCACCCUCCAUGAACUUGUUGGAGAAGAUAAAGAUGCAGAAGAAGGAACCAGACAAAGUUCCAACCCAUGAGGUGCCGGUGUUCUGGAUCGAAACCUCUGAAUCAGUCUCAUACCGCUGCGAGUUUGACCCCAAGGGUCAACUCACUGUGAAGCUUCUUGAUGACUCAAGGCCAAUAUUCAAUAAGAUGGCUGACUCGUUUGUCAGUAAAUUUUUCCCCUCAGGAUAUCCAUAUAGUGUGAAUGAAGGAUAUCUUAGAUACACACAAUUCCGGGCACUGCAGCACUUCACCAGUGCUGCCCUGUCAGUGCUUUCAACUCAGUCCCUCCUGUUUGCUGCAGGCUUGCGACCAACCCCUGCCCAAGCAACUGUUGUAAGCUGGGUUCUAAAGGAUGGGAUGCAGCACAUGGGAAAGCUCAUAUGUACCAAUCUGGGUGCAAGAAUGGAUUCAGAGCCUAAACGUUGGAGAAUUCUGGCUGAUGUGCUCUAUGACUUGGGAACUGGCUUGGAAGUUCUUUCUCCUUUAUGUCCACAACUUUUUCUUCAAGUCGCAGGGCUAGGAAAUUUUGCAAAGGGGAUGGCAGUUGUUGCAGCAAGAGCAACAAGAUUACCAAUUUAUUCUGCCUUUGCAAAAGAGGGCAAUCUUAGUGACCUCUUUGCCAAAGGGGAGGCCAUCUCAACUCUGUUCAAUGUCAUUGGACUAGGAGCAGGGAUCCAGUUAGCAUCUACUGUCUGUUCAUCAAUGCAAGGAAAGAUGGUUGUUGGGCCUCUUCUUUCAAUGGUACAUGUGUACAGUGUCAUUGAAGAAAUGCGGGCAACUCCUGUCAACACAUUGAAUCCACAGAGGACUGCAUUGAUUGUGGCUGAUUUUCUCAAGACAGGGAAGAUAUCAAGCCCAGCAGACCUAAGGUAUCGAGAAGAUCUCCUAUUUCCUGGGCGACUCAUAGAAGAUGCUGGAAAUGUAAAAGUGGGAAGGUCUUUCCACGAGGUCAUCAAGCCUUCAAAACUUGAUGAAUUGAAACAAAGGUUCCCUGAAGAGAAGUUUAUUUUAAGCCAUGGAAACAAAGAGGUCGACAUGAUAUUGGAGCACAGCGCCACUGGUGAAGAUGCAUUGAGGGGGUGGCUUGUUGCUGGAUACACCGCACAUAUCGAGAAGUCUUUUGGUGUGCCAAGUUCUAGUGCACUGCAAGAAGCGUACGAGAAGAUGAAUGAUGUAUAUGGUCCAUUUGUAUCUGAACUGCAGGCCAAGGGGUGGCAUACUGAUCGCUUUCUGGAUGGAACAGGAAGUCGUUUCGCAUGGUGGUCGAAUGUAGCUUCAGAUUCAGACAAUUCUUCUUGAAGAUUUUGAAAUUCUUUUACACAGGCAGGAUUGAAACAUAGGGAACCUUGUGACAAAAUGUUUAGAGAGAGUAGGGAAUCUCUGUAACGUCCUACUACAAUACUGUAUGGAAUGUAGGAUAUAAAGUAAAGAUAAACUAGCAGUCCAGCACAUGCUCUCUGCGUGAGAAAUUGCCAUUUUAUAAUUUUAUCUGAAUUAAUAGAGUAAUUGUUGCCAACUGGCUCUAGUCCAGUGGAAAAA
Molecule: messenger RNA, 1728 nt
Organism: Prunus dulcis (almond)
Lineage: Eukaryota; Viridiplantae; Streptophyta; Magnoliopsida; Rosales; Rosaceae
Product: protein root UVB sensitive 2, chloroplastic
Exons: 9
Coding region: 160-1488 (442 amino acids)
Biological process (GO): auxin polar transport; response to UV-B
Cellular component (GO): chloroplast envelope
Source: RefSeq, a predicted model, not a curated record